GGGCAUUAUUGUACGCAAGACACGUCGGUAGUAUAAUUGGGCACUUCGCUGCUUUCACCAGAACAGAAAGCUCCAAAGUAACCAUGGCUUCAGUCAUGGCUUCUCAUGCUAUCCUCUUCCAAACCUCAAACCCAAUCCGACCCAAACCCAAGCUCAAACCUUUCUGCACCCCUACUCUCAAAUUCAGCCCCAACCCUAACCUUAACCCCAACAAAAUUCCCAAAUUUUCCCUCAGACCCCUCUGCGCCUCUCUCACCGCAAACCUCCAAACCCUAAAUACCCAAAUCCCAUCUCAGUCCCCACCACCCCUAGCCCAUCUCCCUACUCGGACGCUCACCACCCUCUUCGCCCUAACCCUAGCCGUCGUCCGCAACCUCUCAAUUUCACUAUUGAAAUUCGGAUCCCAAUUCGGACCCUCCAUCGGUUCCGCCGCCGGACCCCUCUUCUUCGCGGCGCUCGGAGACCGCCCCAGCGGCUACUUGAACACGCCGUUGACGGUGGUCGCCGCCGGACUGUCCAAAUGGCUUGAUAUAUACAGUGGGGUUUUGAUGGUUAGGGUUUUGCUCAGUUGGUUCCCCAAUAUUCCUUGGGACCGCCAACCCCUUUCUGCGAUUCGGGACCUCUGCGAUCCCUAUUUGAAUCUCUUUCGCAACAUAAUCCCGCCGAUUUUCGAUACCUUGGAUGUUAGUCCGCUCUUGGCUUUCGCAGUUUUGGGCACGCUGGGAUCGAUUCUCAACAACAGUAGAGGAAUGUAUUGAUUGAGCAAGAAAAAUUGGCGGGUUUAGGUUGGGAAGCAAUUGGUAUUGUGGUGCUAAGCAUUGUUGAUUUGUCGGAAUUUUGCAUGUAAUCUUGUUAGUGAUAUGCAAAGUUGUUGGGAAACUCUGGAUACGUGAUUACGAAACGUGGGAUAGGAAAGAAAUUACAAAGCUUAGUACGUUGUUGUUUACAUUCUAGAAUGGUGAUGAAUUUUGAUAAAGCAAUAAAAUCUGUGACAACAAUUUAUCAGUUUUUGCAUGGUUGAAAAAAGAAAAUGAAGAAGGGUGAAACCAUGCUCUAGUCACAGAUAGAUUUGAGUGGCUCAGUUGGUUUAUUAGGUCACAUCUUGUUAUUAAUCUGUGAUUAAGUCCAACGUGGAACAUACUGCUGGCAGGACAUUUUCUAAUUGGAAGUCGUGAAUAACCGGCUUCCACCAGAAUAUGCUCAUGGCUUUACAAUGUUUUGCAGAAGAGAUAUCAUUUCCAUGGUACUUGUGUUCGUGUUAUUUCACAUUGAUUUUGGACAAUUUUAAAUGGAAAGAAUUGAUGUGUUAUAGCUUUAGGUACCGACAUCAAGAAGCCUUUGUUAGGGAAUCUAUGUUAUCUUCAGACGACCCUGUAGAGAUUCAAAUUUCCAUUGACAAAGCACAGGUUUCUGAAGGAGCCAUUAGAUGACUAAGAAAUUUGAUAUUUUAGUUUGCUGUUUCACUUAGUGUUACGUGCUUCUGAACAAUGCGGAUAUGCAUCUUCUUAUACCAGUUAUGCAGAUGCACAGGUUGAUGAAGAAAAGGGUGUAUGUGGGACGUCUAUUUUGAUUAUUCUUUUCCAGAAAUGGAGAUUUCUUUCAAAGAGUUGAUUAAAUUUCUCUGUGUUGUGUCAAAAUGUAUGUUUGAUGGGUUCCUCUA
Prunus dulcis (almond) is the source of this 1660-nucleotide messenger RNA. Its product is annotated as ylmG homolog protein 1-2, chloroplastic-like. Gene Ontology annotation, biological process: chloroplast fission. Lineage: Eukaryota; Viridiplantae; Streptophyta; Magnoliopsida; Rosales; Rosaceae. Gene Ontology annotation, cellular component: membrane. The coding region runs from base 84 to 758 and encodes 224 amino acids. The record is from RefSeq and is a predicted model, not a curated record. The transcript has 2 exons.